Molecule: messenger RNA, 2140 nt
Organism: Pseudophryne corroboree (corroboree frog)
Lineage: Eukaryota; Metazoa; Chordata; Amphibia; Anura; Myobatrachidae
Product: leukotriene B4 receptor 1-like
Exons: 3
Coding region: 92-1279 (395 amino acids)
Biological process (GO): positive regulation of cytosolic calcium ion concentration; inflammatory response; phospholipase C-activating G protein-coupled receptor signaling pathway
Cellular component (GO): plasma membrane
Molecular function (GO): leukotriene receptor activity; complement component C5a receptor activity
Source: RefSeq, a predicted model, not a curated record
GAAAAAGGCGGCGAACUGGAAUGCUUCGAGGGAAACAGGGGGAGGCCUACUCCCUGAAACUGUGGAGUAUACAGACCUGGAGGAGCUAGUGAUGGUCUGUGUAUCCUAUGAGGAGGUGGCAGGUGUGUCCGAAAUGGACACCGACACACCUGACAUGGAAGGUCCAUAUGCCUUGGCAGAAUAUAACCAACUGACAGAGGACAGCGACACAAUGCCUGAGGCAUAUACUGUUCUUGACGAGAUGACCAAGCUCAAUUUUUCUUUUACAAAUUCUUCUGAGAAUCAUUUCACUUCAACAGAGAUCCCAGAGAUAAUAUCUAAAGCAUCCCCCAGUUUAGGCAUUGCCAUCCUCUCAAUAGCUUUCAUCAUUGGAUUUCCAGGCAAUGCAUUCGUCAUCUGGACAGUGUUGACCCGAAUGAAGAAACUUACCGUCACCUGUCUCCUCAUUUUACAUUUGGCAAUUGCUGACAUCAUGGUAAUCCUCACAGCGCCAUUCUUCCUCCAUCUCCUGGCCACGGGCAGCUGGACAUUUGGAAAUAUCAUCUGUAAGAUGUGUCAUUACAUUAGCUGCCUGAGUAUGUAUGCCAGUAUCUUCCUCAUCGCUUUCAUGAGUGUAGACCGACUCCUAGCUGUCACAAGACCUUUAACUUCUAUAACAACAAGAACAAAAUCAGUUGUCAGGAAAAUAAUCAUAGCUAUAUGGGUGUUAUCAUCUUUGUUGGCCAUUCCUAUGCCAAUUUACCGUGCAGAACUAAGCAUUAGCAACCAGCAACAAUGUAGACCCUUGCACAGCACUCCUGGACACAUAAUCUUUCAGUACGCAUUUGAAACCAUGACAGGUUUUGUUAUCCCAUUCACAAUCAUUCUGUCUAGCUACCUCUGCAUUGGACUAAGAUUACGUAGUGCAAAGUUCCACAUCAGAAAUAAGACAAGUCAGCUGGUUAUCAUGAUCAUAGUAAUAUUUUCCCUGUCCUGGCUUCCAUAUCAUGUGGUGAAUAUAAUGCAGGUGUCUGGAGAACUGUCCUCAUCAGACAAACUAAGAAAAGCAGCCAAGACUGCCAGGCCUAAUACUACAGCCCUGGUCUUUCUCAGUAGCAGUAUUAAUCCUAUUUUGUAUGCAUUUGUUGGCAGCAAUUUCAUUAGGACUGCUGGAGUGGGGUUCAUGGCCAGACUUUUUGAAGGGAUUGGUACUGACUGUAAGAAUUCAAACAAGAUUCCUGAAGAGUUGCAACAGAAGAAUCAAGAUGGGCCUGUGGAACUGGGGAAUAUCCAUCAAUAAAGUUUCUAUAUGUGUAAAUUUAGAUACAAUAGCUAUAAUAAAACAAACAUGAUAUGCUUGUAUGGGUUGGGUAUGAGAUCCCGACAGUCAGAAUGCCAGCAGUCAGAAUACUGACAGCUGCAUGCCGGCAGUCAGAAUCCUGACACAUUUUAGUAAGUCUGCUAACCCUUCUCCUUACCCUCCCCCAACCUUAACCCUCCCUGCCCACAGCCUAACCCUAACCCUCCCAUGCUGUAACCUAACCUAACCCUCUCCUCUCACAGUGUAACACUAACCCUCCCCCUAGUGCCUAACCCUAACUUCUCUUUGCCCCCUGCAGCCUAACCCUAACCUUCCCCCAAUACUUAUGUUCGAGAUGCUGACUCUCUGGAUUCCGGUGUUGGGAUUCUGAGCAGUGUCAGGAUUCUGGCGCCCGGCUUCUGAUCGCCGGCAUCUUGACCGUCAGGAUGCCAACUACAUCCCGUUGGGGUAGAGUUUAGAGAAUCUACAUAGAGUUCAUUGAUUAUUAGACUGGGCCAAAGAACUGAAGAUAAAUGUAAAUGAAUGAUGCUGCUGUGUAUAAAGCAGGCUAUAACAAUUGUGUCAGGUUGUAUUUAAUAUAUAUACUAAUAAUUACAGUGGGGGGCAAAGGAGUACUUUUUUUGCCUAGGUCCUACAGUAUAGAUGAUUAGAGAAUAUGUAGGAUCAUACUAGCAGUAUUUGCAGAGCUUCUGUAUUGUUUUUCAGUGAGUUCCCACCCAACAUAGCCAUAGUCUUCAUGUCUUGAGCAGAACUUAACUUAAAUGAACACAGCCUGGAUCAGUAUACAGUUACCAAAAUAACUUCAUGCAAAAUGUGAUAAACAGAAUUUCACUCAUUAAA